Messenger RNA from Mercurialis annua (annual mercury), 1791 nucleotides. RefSeq lists its product as uncharacterized. The record is from RefSeq and is a predicted model, not a curated record. The transcript has a single exon. Gene Ontology annotation, molecular function: catalytic activity. The coding region runs from base 1 to 1791 and encodes 596 amino acids. NCBI's taxonomy places the organism in Eukaryota, Viridiplantae, Streptophyta, Magnoliopsida, Malpighiales, Euphorbiaceae.
AUGAAAAAAAAGUUACCUAGUUGGGAUGUUGUUCAUAAUUACAAUGUCUCUAGCAUGGGAAGGAUCUGGAUCCUUUAUAACAAGGAUAUAGUGUCAAUCAAUCCUUUGAUAAAGCAUAAUCAAUUCAUUCACUGUAGCUUGUCUAAUGGUGAUAUGAAGCUGAAUUGCACUGUGGUGUAUGGCUCUUAUGUCUCUGAGCAGAGAUUAGAGCUUUGGGAGAAGUUGAGGUUAAUUAGUGAAAAUAUGACUGAAAAAUGGGUUAUUAUGGGUGACUUUAAUGCUGUGAUGUCUAAUUCUGAUAGAAUUGGUGGUGUAGAUAUAGACAGUCAGGCUGGGUUAGACUUUAAAAAUUGGUCAGAUCAAGCAAAUGUGAUUGAGUUAAAACAUCAGGGGCAUGUGUUCACUUGGUUUAAUAACCAAAGAGGUGAUAAGAGAAUUUGGAGGAAGUUAGAUUGGUGCUUUGUGAAUGAGAUUUGGAUGGAAAAUUGGGUGGAUUCUUACUGCAGAGCUGAGAAUGCAGGUAUUUCAGAUCAUUGUCCACUUGUGGUUAACUUUGGUAAUAUAGUAAAUGACAGGAGAAGCAUUUUCAGAUUCUUUAACAUUUGGUGCAAUCAUCCUAGAUAUCAUGAGAUUGUCAGUAACUCUUGGAAUGUCAGAAGGAUGGGAUCUAAAAUGUUUCAAGUGUAUCAGAAGCUGAAGUUUCUCAGACAUGAGUUAAGGAGCCUAAAUAAAAGGGAUUUCAGUGGAAUCUCAGAGAGAGUCAAUCAAACUAGAGUGUUACUUAGUAAUCUUCAAGCUGAGUUGCUUAAGGAUCCCUUUAAUGAGAUUCUUCAUGAUGAGGAAAGAGCAAUCAGUAUUAAUCUUCAUAGGAUCAUGAGCUGGGAAGAAAGUAUCCUUAGACAAAAAGCUAGAGUAUUAUGGAUCAAGUUGGGUGAUCAUAAUACUAAGUUUUUCCAUAGAAGCUUGAUACAAAGGCAGUCUAGAAAGAAAAUCAUUUCUCUCAAGAUGCCUGAUGGUAAUUUCUGCACAGAUCCUGACAAAAUAAAAGAGAUGAUAGUUAAGCAUUUUGAGGACUUUAUUGGCUCUAAGAACUCUAAUAGAGUUCCUGCAUACAACACUCUAAUUGGAGAGGGCAUAGUUCUUGAUGAUAUAGAUAGAACUGCUCUGGAUAUGGAGGUGUCAGAUGAAGAGGUAAAGUCUGCUAUUUUCUCCAUUAACAAUGACAAGGCCCCAGGCCCUGAUGGGUUUAGUAGUGCUUUUUUUAAGCAUUCCUGGAGUAUAGUGGGAGAAGAAGUCAGUAAUGCUAUCCUUGAGUUCUUUUCUUCAGGAAAAAUGCUUAAGCAAGCAAACUCAACUAUCAUUACUUUGAUCCCCAAGGUAGACUGCCCUGAGACUAUUGGAGAAUAUAGACCCAUUGCCUGCUGUAAUGUCAUUUACAAGGGAAUCUCCAAGAUCAUAGCUAGAAGAAUCAAAAAAGUGCUUAAUAAAAUCAUAAAUCCUUGUCAAUCAGCUUUUGUCCCAGGUAGGAAUAUAGCUGAUAACAUUUUAUUGGCCCAUGAAGUGGUAAGGAACUACCAUAGAGGGAAAGGGAAUAACUGUGCUCUUAAAGUGGAUAUCCAGAAGGCUUAUGAUUCUCUUGAAUGGGAUUUCAUUGAAGAGGUUAUAAUUGGUUUCAGAUUUCCUGACAGAUUCAUUAAGCUAACCAUGGAAUGCAUUAGAUCUUCAAUGUUUUCUGUUAUGGUUAAUGGAGAAAUAACUGGUUUCUUCCCUGGAGGUAGGGGUCUCAGAUAA